AAUCGCGACCGCAUAGUCGCAUCGUGGCAUUUCGCAAGCUGCAUCGUGCUGCAUACCGUCGUAUCCUCGUCACACCGUCGCUAUGCAUCGGUGAUGCAGGCUCGUUGACAGACGCGCUAAGCUGUCUGAGCUUGAAGAAGAAACGACUUGAAACAUACGACAGAAUCAGCUCGUACUAAUCGGACUCUACUCGAUGUUUGAGAAAAUCUCGACAUGACACACAGCUAAACAAAGUGUAAGAAGAUCCUGCCGCUGAAAGCAUGUGGACGAAUCACUUGAUAGUGGCGGCAAUUGUACUCGCGGUUGCCAACGUCUGUCAUGCGGAGUGCCGUGAGAGUUUGAUUGAAUGUUAUAAUUGCAAUUCAUGGACGGAUCACAGAUGCAGUGAUCCAUUCAACUAUACGGCACUACCCACGGAUCAGCCACCGGUGAUGAAAUGUGAUGGAUACUGCGUAAAACUGGUCAGCAAGUUUAAACAACCAGACGAGAACGUGAGGAGAACCUGCAUCUCGGAACUACAAAUAGACUUAUUCAUGGUGGGUCACGUGUGUAUGAUGGAAAGUAGCCACACUGGUCACAUGUGCUUCUGUGAGAAGGAUAAAUGCAAUCGUGUACCCCCGACCUCGCGUUCCAAUUCCGUACUCCUGCUGAUUCUGUCGACCGUUCUUAUUCUGCUUUAAUUCUAUAGUUUUAACAGCCUCCCCUCGUUUUGUAGAACGUUACACAUUGUAUAAUACCAAUUAAUUUGAUCGCAAUAGUGCCUAAUCAUGUCCUUCAUAAGAAUUCUAGCGAAUCAACAACACAACCAUUAAUUGGAACAAAUGAUCGAGUUGGCUUCGAUGUUCAAAACUAGAAUCUUCAGAAUAUAAAAAAAAAAUCGAAAACAUGUAGAGCAAUAAAAAUCUUAUGUAUCAUUAUUUUUCUAUCUUUUAAGCGUAUGUUAUCCAUUGAAUCAAAUAUAAAUCAAAUAUAUUAUAUUAUUUGUGAUAUAAAAAUUUUAUCAAAAUAGCAUGUCUUAGUUUUUCUCGGAAGACAAGCCAAAAUACCGCAAUGAAAUUAUACUUUUAAAUACAAACCAAAAGAAAAAGCUAAAAGGAGUUAUUUGAAUCAAUAAUAAAUGUUAUUGUAAAUUUAGCUUGAAAUUUGCAAUAGAUUAGAUGAUUAUAAUUCAACUAUGCAAUUAAUAACAAAUUAAAUCUUCUCGUUUUCUAUAACGAGAUUUGUCCGAUUCGAUUGUUCGUUCUGAUCACUGGUGCAAGCACGAUUGAACGCACAUGUCCUCACAGAGGUGCUCUCGAAUCGGAGUGUCUUGCCAAGCAAGCUUUGGUGCUUGCUUGACCGUUGGCAAGCAAACCGAUUCUGGAGUCUGGCAAGUAAUGUGACUCGUGUCGCGUAUUUGUUCAUUGUCGCACGCGCGGCUGCGAGGCUACCUAGUCACAUUUUUAUCGCGAUAUAGGCUGUUCUAGGGCUUCCACCUGUUUCUAUGUUUCUUUAUUUUUUUCAUUGUUUUAUGCAGCAUCAUUCAAUGUCUUUUGAUGUAACGCGUAUUAUUCUUGAGUCAAAUAUAAACGCUCGUCGUGUAAUCGAAGAAAAUGCUCAAGUUAAAAUGCAAAUUAUUUGACUUUGCUUGAAAUAUUUCACGAUCUUAUAGAGUAUACAUAACUAUAUUCUUAGAAAAAUAGUUUUCUUUUUUCAAAUAAAAUAAAACAAAAAUUAAAUACUAUUUAAACAAAAUUAAAUUUAGACAAAACCUCACAUUUUACCAUUAUUGAUAUAUGUGUCGUGUCCAUAAUUGCAAUACAUAUUCGGUGACGAGAAUUUGUCUCUCGUAGUAAAACUAUGUCCUUAUAUGUGUUACUAGUAGAUUAAAAAUUGUAAGAUAUAAAUAGUACCUAUAUUAUCUAUAAAGAACAAAUUGUUAAUAUUUAAUCAGAGUAAUAAGUAUAAGCCUUAAUGAUUUCUUGUCAUUUUUCUAAAUACUAAAAUAUUUCUUCUCUAAUUAAAAAAUAUUAAACUUAAAAAAUAUUGUAACCAAUUGGAAUUAAUUAUUUUUUAUUAGCAAUGUUGUGUCACGUUCAUUAUUAUAAAUUUGUCAAAACUAUGUGAUUGCUAAGAAUUAGAAAAUUAGUAAGUCGAGCAUGUUUUCUCGUUUCAUAUCUGAGUCGCAACGGAAAUAUACGAAUAUGGAUAUUGUUUACUGAUAAUAAUUGGUAAUAAAUUUGGCCUCGCAGCUGAAAAGUAUCCACGUAUAGCUAUUAAAUGAAUCUAUCUGUGAUAUGGAUUAUUUAACAUAAGAAGUUAUAGGAAAACAUCGACGCAAAGACAAAGGUAGAUAAAAAAAAAUAAUUUUAAUAGAUAAGAAUAAUUUAUAGAUAGGAUUAAUUUAUAAAUAAAAUUAAUUUAUAGAUAAAAACAAAUAAAUUAUUUUAAUCUUUUAACAUCUGGAAAUUGUGUAUACGUUUAAUUUUCAAUUUAAUUUUUUUUUUUUUUUCAAAAAUUGUAAUUGUAUAACAAUAAAAUUUAAAAAAAUUGCUUAUUUUAAUAACUUAAUCAGUAAAUAAAGUGACAUUAUAGUUAAAGAAUAACACUAUUAAAAGUUAAUUAUUAAAAUACGUAUUUCCUAUUAUAAUGCAUUCCUAUACAAUACAUGUGUGAUACAUUAUGUAAUUAUUACAUUUAUAAAAAAUGUAAAAAAAAAUGUAAUUUUUGUUUUAUUGUUAUGUACUGAAAAAGAGAAUUAUUAUGACAUGUUAAUAUUAUUUAGAAAUUUAAGCGUAAAUGGCAAUGAAUGUCAAAUAAACGUUUGUUAUCAUCUGCGUCGAUAAAAUGUAAAUGACGACAAACAUGUUCCUAAAUCGUUAAUAAUUAAUAUAUUUUGCCAUAUCAAAAGAUAUUAAUUUAUUUCUGCAAAUUUUUAUCAAAAUUGUUGACUUAAAUUUUAUUAUUUAAAUUUAUCUUGAUUUGUAUGAGAUAAGAGAAGAGAGAUUUUUACGUAUUUAUUAUAAAAGGAAUAAUUAAUUCGCUUGCUUUAAUUAUUACAGCACAUUGUGUCGCAAACUUGAUAAUAGAUUUUUAGAUGAAGGAGGAAAAA
This is a messenger RNA of Solenopsis invicta (red fire ant), 3091 nucleotides long. Its product is annotated as protein quiver. Lineage: Eukaryota; Metazoa; Arthropoda; Insecta; Hymenoptera; Formicidae. Gene Ontology annotation, biological process: sleep; regulation of synaptic transmission, cholinergic; positive regulation of voltage-gated potassium channel activity. The transcript has 5 exons. The record is from RefSeq and is a predicted model, not a curated record. Bases 261 to 680 code for a protein of 139 amino acids.